AUCCGCCGGAGUCGGUCGGGUGGCUUUGGUGGUGGUCCCACUUGAUAGGGACCGUUUUUUUCUUACGUCAACCAGUAAACCGGGCGGUGGCUGUGUGCUUCACACAGUCUCCCUCCGUACAGUGAACGGCGCCACACUGGGAACCCGAGUACGGCUCUGUCGGCAAACGAUGGCGGAAGUUGGGACCAGCUCCAGCGGCGAUGGAGAAUCGCCCGCAACGGACAAACCGAAGGGUACGGUCAAAUUUACCGAGGCAGACCUGGCCGCUAUCAAACAGACGAGCGAUACGUUGAAGCGUAACCCAAAGAUGGAUUUUAGCAAAGCGGAUCUGCUAAAACUGCUCAGCUAUCUUGAGGGUGAACUGCAGGCCCGCGAUGUCGUGAUUGCGGUGCUUAAGACGGAAAAGGUUAAACAUCUUCUAACCGCACCACGGUUCAGCAAAUCGACCAACUUGAACGAUCCACAUGCGGCACUGUUUCGCGACCAGCUGGCCGCCAGCGGUAACAUUGCCAGCCGACAGUCCUCCAUCCAGGCGGCCCAUUCCGAGCACGAGAUGCGGCUGAUGAACGAGCAGCGUAGCGGGGUGCGCGAACAGAUGGAUUCUCUAGCCGCUCUAGUCAUGCAGCAACGUCAAGCGCAGGCAAAAAUGAUCGAAGCACUAAAGGAUGCCGAAGAGCGUCACAAGCGGGUAGUGCAGGAGCUGUACGAUGAGCGCCGUAAGCACGAGCACACUACCGCCCAAGGAGACGACAUUACGUACGGGUUGGAGAUUGAACGUUCUCGGCUGAAGCAAGAACUGGAUCACGAGAAGGAGCAGCAUAAGGUGCUGGAGAUAGAGUUGAAGAAGGUGCAGGAACAGUUCGAGGCAGAAAAGAAUCGUCAGAAGCAGAUCGUACUCUUGUUGCUUGCCGAGCGCAAAAAGAUCAUCAUCAAAUACAUCGAGGAACGGAAGCGGAGCGAAGAUUUAGCUCAAAUACUGUCCGAGGAAAAGCAACGCGUCGAUACGAUUGCAGAGGGGCUGGAGGAGGAAAGCAAGAAAUCGCUCCGAAUGGAGGCGGAGAUGGAGAAGCAGGCGCUACAGUUUGAGAUCGAACGGAAAAUGCUGCACCAGAGUUUAGCGAAGGAGGAAAAACGGGUAAAGGAUCAGGAACUAGAAAUACAGCAGCUUAAGGCGGAAAUUGAAUUGCUACGCAAGCAAACCGGUAUACGACAUCCGCUAGUUGCUCCACAGUUACCUACCAAACCGGGCGGUCUCGUACCGUCUCGGCCCUCGAUCGGUGGAACACCCGGCGGUGGCGUUUCUUCCACUGGUGUUGCAGCAAGUCCCUCAUCGGUUGGUGCGACCGUAACUGCAGGAACUAUAGGUAUUCCGGGACAAAUGAUUAGUAGCAUGGCAACAAAAGUUGUACAACCGACUGCAACCGUAUCGAGCGUUCCCGUUUCGGCACCAACCACUGGAAUUGCGCGAUCAGUCUCACCAGGGCAACUCAUAAGACAGACGGCCAUUUCGCAACUUUCCAUCACUUCGCCUCCAAUAGUCGGUAGUGGUCCCGGUACUGCGGGCCCAGGUACGGUUGGAACUGGAACAAACGCUUCCGGCGUACCAGCUGGAACAGCUUCGGAUACCUACGCAAACACACCAACGGGGAAGAUGGCGAGCACGGGCGUACGUAAGGCGGCCGGCAUUGCAGCGGCUACGGUAAUCAGCGGUGGAGGAGGAGCAUCAGCAGCAGCACCGGGCACGAUGAGCCCACUAUCCGGCUCAUCAACGGCCACCAUCAAGAAGACAAUAAUUUUGCCGGUGGGUGGUCGCGGAGUGCCGCCACCGAUCCCACCCAACAAGCCGCAGAUACCACCGAAACUGUCUGGUGUGUCGGCCGUGGCAGCCGUGGCAGCCGGUGCCGUUUCGUCCCGUAUUCCUUUUCUCAGCAACAGUGGUAGCAGCAGUAGCAGCAGCAGCAGUGGGAGCAGCACUGGAUCGAUCAGCGGUGGGAAUGGGAGCAUCACCACGACCCCUGUUAGCCCCGUCAGCAGUAGUAUCGGCAGUAACGCACUCAGUAGCACGGCCACCGCCAGCAACAGUUCGUCCGCCAUCAGUAGUAGUAACAGUGUUAACAGCAAUAGUGUGCUACAGUCAUGCUCACCAAACACCAAUAGCACCACCAACACAACUAUUACCAGUACCGCCAUAUUCUCCCCUUCCAACUCCUCCAAUUCCACCACCAUGAACAUAAACUCACUGAGCAGCACCAAUAAUGCCGCCAAUAAUGCGCCAAACGCCUUGCAGCAGCAACAUCAUUCUCAUCCCGUACCGCAGCUCUACACGCACCAUCCGCAUCACGUUUCUCAUCUCGCUCAUGUUGCCAGUGCCGGUGGGACCCCAACAGCCACAGCAGCAGCAGCAGCAGCGUCAACAGCCGCCACCACCACAACCAGCCCUAUCCAACAGCAAAGUUUUGCGUCGACAGCCCCAUCUGCCUCAUCCGUAUCAUCAGCCGCCACCGGUGGGUCAUCCGAAAUAUUGACCGGCUGCGAAGGUGGGAUAGUGUAAAUGGCUGGCUGGA
Anopheles maculipalpis is the source of this 2564-nucleotide messenger RNA. Its product is annotated as CTTNBP2 N-terminal-like protein. NCBI's taxonomy places the organism in Eukaryota, Metazoa, Arthropoda, Insecta, Diptera, Culicidae. Bases 170 to 2551 code for a protein of 793 amino acids. The record is from RefSeq and is a predicted model, not a curated record. The transcript has 7 exons.